Messenger RNA from Phaeoacremonium minimum UCRPA7, 501 nucleotides. RefSeq names its product putative ubiquitin-conjugating enzyme protein. Gene Ontology annotation, cellular component: cytosol; endoplasmic reticulum. Lineage: Eukaryota; Fungi; Ascomycota; Sordariomycetes; Togniniales; Togniniaceae. The transcript has 2 exons. The record is from RefSeq and is a predicted model, not a curated record. Bases 1 to 501 code for a protein of 166 amino acids.
AUGUCGCAGUCGACUGCACACCGCCGGCUCCUCCAGGAGUAUCGGGCGUUGACGAACAAUCCGCCUGAGGGCAUCACCGCCGGUCCCGUCUCCGAAGAUGAUCUGCUACACUGGGAGGCGCUGAUCCAGGGCCCCGAGGGCACCCCGUUCGAGGGCGGCGUUUUCCCUGCCGAGUUACGCUUCCCCAAAGACUACCCGCUCGCUCCACCAACAAUGAAGUUUCUGGGGGAGAUUUGGCAUCCCAAUGUGUACCCCAGUGGCCUGGUCUGCAUCUCUAUUCUACAUCCACCCGGCGACGACCCGAACCACUACGAGCACGCAUCCGAGCGUUGGUCGCCGAUUCAGUCAGUGGAGAAGAUCUUGAUCUCGGUGAUGAGUAUGCUUGCGGAGCCGAACGACGAAAGUCCUGCGAAUGUCGAAGCGGCGAAGAUGUGGCGCGAGCGGAGGGGCGAGUACGAGCAGAAGGUCCGAGAUGGCGUCAGGCAUAUGUUGGGACUCUAG